GCUCGAUGCAACCACCUGCAUGGAUGUUGGAUGUUCCGCCGGACGGGCCUUUUUUCUCGCCCCUCCACGGAUAAGCCUUUUAGUUCUCCUCCCUCACGCCUUCUCCGCUCGAGACAUACUCGUUUUGUCUUACAGCAGACCCCAUUCUCCAGCCAUGGCCGAGAAGGUCCUGAACGAUAUCUCCCAUCGCCGAUACAAUCCGCUCACAGGCGGGUGGUUGCUCGUAUCACCCCAUAGAACAAAACGGCCAUGGCAGUAAGACCUUUUUGAUAUCCGCCCACUGCUGCUUAUGGCGACUGUCCCUAAUUCAGAGAAAGAGGCCAGCAGGAAGCUCCUUCCAAGAACCAAUUGCCCGAAUAUGAUCCCAAGGCGCGUACACCAAGAUAGUUAGUUGAUGACGAAGAGGCAGCCCUGACAGAUGAGCAGUGCUAUCUCUGCCCGGGCAACCAGCGAGCGCAGGGGGAUUCGAAUCCGCAAUACGAGAACACGUUUGUCUUCGUCAAC
This is a messenger RNA of Phialemonium atrogriseum, 504 nucleotides long. RefSeq lists its product as uncharacterized. The record is from RefSeq and is a predicted model, not a curated record. Gene Ontology annotation, molecular function: UDP-glucose:hexose-1-phosphate uridylyltransferase activity. Gene Ontology annotation, biological process: galactose metabolic process. The transcript is spliced from 2 exons. The coding region runs from base 20 to 259 and encodes 79 amino acids. Lineage: Eukaryota; Fungi; Ascomycota; Sordariomycetes; Cephalothecales; Cephalothecaceae.